Pogoniulus pusillus (Red-fronted tinkerbird) is the source of this 4713-nucleotide messenger RNA. RefSeq names its product proline-rich protein 36-like. The transcript has 6 exons. The coding region runs from base 1 to 4713 and encodes 1570 amino acids. The record is from RefSeq and is a predicted model, not a curated record. NCBI's taxonomy places the organism in Eukaryota, Metazoa, Chordata, Aves, Piciformes, Lybiidae.
AUGAAUGAAAGUGCAAAUAUCAGCUUCAGCAUACAGAAGUAUCCCCUGCACCACAACGAGUGGAAAACGGGCAGCCUGCAUCUCGCCACCUACCGCCUCACACCGCCCUCUGCGGCCCCCCACAGCGCCUCCUACCGCCUCACACCGCCCUCUGCGGGCCCACCCAGCGCCACCUACCGCCUCACACCGCCCUCUGCGGCCCCCCACAGCGCCACCUACCGCCUCACACCGCCCUCUGCGGGCCCACCCAGCGCCACCUACCGCCUCACACCGCUCUCUGCGGCGCCACCUACCGCCUCACAUCGCCCUCUGCGGCCCCCCCACAGCGCCACCUACCGCCUCACACCGCCCUGCGCGGCCCCCCACAGCGCCACCUACCGCCUCACACCGCCCUCUGCGGGCCCCCACAGCGCCACCUACCGCCUCACACCGCCCUCUGCGGGCCCCCACAGCGCCACCUACCGCCUCACACCGCCCUGUGCGGCCCCCCACAGCGCCACCUACCGCCUCACACUGCCCUGUGCGGCCCCCACAGCGCCACCUACCGCCUCACACCGCCCUCUGCGGCCCCCCACAGCGCCACCUACCGCCUCACACUGCCCUGUGCGGCCCCCAAAGCGCCACCUACCGCCUCACACCGCCCUCUGCGGGCCCCCACAGCGCCACCUACCGACUCACACCGCCCUGUGCGGCCCCCACAGCGCCACCUACCGCCUCACACUGCCCUCUGCGGCCCCCCACAGCGCCACCUACCGCCUCACACCGCCCUCUGCGGCCCCCCACAGCGCCACCUACCGCCUCACACUGCCCUGUGCGGCCCCCCACAGCGCCACCUACCGCCUCACACCGCCCUCUGCGGGCCCCCACAGCGCAUCCUACCGCCUCACACCGCCCUCUCCGGGCCCCCACAGCGCCUCCUACCGCCUCACACCGCCCUCUGCGGCCCCCCACAGCGCCACCUACCGCCUCACACUGCCCUGUGCGGCCCCCCACAGCGCCUCCUACCGCCUCACACCGCCCUCUGCGGGCCCCCACAGCGCCUCCUACCGCCUCACACCGCCCUCUCCGGGCCCCCACAGCGCCUCCUACCGCCUCACACCGCCCUCUCCGGGCCCCCACAGCGCCUCCUACCGCCUCACACCGCCCUCUGCGGGCCCCCACAGCGCCUCCUACCGCCUCACACCGCCCUCUCCGGGCCCCCACAGCGCCUCCUACCGCCUCACACCGCCCUCUGCGGGCCCCCACAGCGCCACCUACCGCCUCACACCGCCCUCUGCGGCCUGCCACAGCGCCACCUACCGCCCCACACCGCCCUCUGCGGCCCCCCACAGCGCCACCUACCGCCUCACACUGCCCUGUGCGGCCCCCACAGCGCCACCUACCGCCUCACACCGCCCUCUGCGCCCCCCCACAGCGCCACCUACCGCCUCACACCGCCCUCUGCGCCCCCCCACAGCGCCACCUACCGCCUCACACCGCCCUCUGCGGGCCCACCCAGCGCCACCUACCGCCUCACACCGCCCUCUGCGGACCCCACAGCGCCACCUACCGCCUCACACCGCCCUCUGCGGCCCCCCACAGCGCCACCUACCGCCUCACACCGCCCUCUGCGGCCCCCCACAGCGCCACCUACCGCCUCACACCGCCCUCUGCGGGCCCACCCAGCGCCACCUACCGCCUCACACCGCCCUCUGCGGCCCCCCACAGCGCCACCUACCGCCUCACACUGCCCUGUGCGGCCCCCACAGCGCCACCUACCGCCUCACACCGCCCUCUGCGCCCCCCCACAGCGCCACCUACCGCCUCACACCGCCCUCUGCGCCCCCCCACAGCGCCACCUACCGCCUCACACCGCCCUCUGCGCCCCCCCACAGCGCCACCUACCGCCUCACACCGCCCUCUGCGGGCCCACCCAGCGCCACCUACCGCCUCACACCGCCCUCUGCGGGCCCACCCAGCGCCACCUACCGCCUCACACCGCCCUCUGCGGCCCCCCACAGCGCCACCUACCGCCUCACACCGCCCUCUGCGGCCCCCCACAGCGCCACCUACCGCCUCACACCGCCCUCUGCGGCCCCCCACAGCGCCUCCUACCGCCCCUCACCGCCCUAUGCGGCUCCCCCACAGCGCCACCUACCGCCUCACACCGCCCUCUGCGGGCCCACCCAGCGCCACCUACCGCCUCACACCGCCCUCUGCGGCCCCCCACAGCGCCACCUACCGCCUCACACCGCCCUCUGCGGCCCCCCACAGCGCCACCUACCGCCUCACACCGCCCUGUGCGGCCCCCACAGCGCCACCUACCGCCUCACACCGCCCUCUGCGGCCCCCCACAGCGCCACCUACCGCCUCACACCGCCCUGUGCGGCCCCCACAGCGCCACCUACCGCCUCACACCGCCCUCUGCGGCCCCCCACAGCGCCUCCUACCGCCUCACACCGCCCUCUGCGCCCCCCCCACAGCGCCACCUACCGCCUCACACCGCCCUCUGCGGCCCCCCACAGCGCCACCUACCGCCUCACACCGCCCUCUGCGGCCCCCACAGCGCCACCUACCGCCUCACACCGCCCUCUGCGGCCCCCCACAGCGCCUCCUACCGCCUCACACCGCCCUCUGCGGCCCCCACCAGCGCCACCUACCGCCUCGCCCCGCCCUCUGCGGGCCCCCCACAGCGCCACCUACCGCCUCACACCGCCCUCUGCGGGCCCCCACAGCGCCACCUACCGCCUCACACCGCCCUCUGCGGCCCCCCACAGCGCCACCUACCGCCUCACACCGCCCUCUGCGGGCCCCCCACCGCGCCACCUACCGCCUCACACCGCCCUCUGCGGCCCCCCACAGCGCCACCUACCGCCCCACACCGCCCUCUGCGGGCCCCCACAGCGCCACCUACCGCCUUACACCGCCCUCUGCGCCCCCCCCCACAGCGCCACCUACCGCCUCACACCGCCCUCUGCGGCCCCCCACAGCGCCACCUACCGCCCCACACCGCCCUCUGCGGCUCCCCACAGCGCCACCUACCGCCUCACACUGCCCUGUGCGCGCCACCUACCGCCCCACACCGCCCUCUGCGGCCUGCCACAGCGCCACCUACCGCCUCACACCGCCCUCUGCGGCCCCCCACAGCGCCACCUACCGCCUCACACCGCCCUGUGCGGCCCCCACAGCGCCACCUACCGCCUCACACCGCCCUCUGCGGGCCCCCACAGCGCCACCUACCGCCUCACACCGCCCUCUGCGCCCCCCCCACAGCGCCACCUACCGCCUCACACCGCCCUGUGCGGCCCCCACAGCGCCACCUACCGCUCCACACCGCCCUCUGCGGCCCCCCACAGCGCCACCUACCGCCCCACACCGCCCUCUGCGGCCCCCCACAGCGCCACCUACCGCCUCACACCGCCCUCUGCGGCCCCCCACAGCGCCACCUACCGCCUCACACCGCCCUCUGCGGGCCCCCCACAGCGCCACCUACCGCCUCACACCGCCCUCUGCGGCCCCCCACAGCGCCACCUACCGCCUCACACCGCCCUGUGCGGCCCACCCAGCGCCACCUACCGCCCCUCACCGCCCUCUGCGGCCCCCCACAGCGCCACCUACCGCCCCACACCGCCCUCUGCGGGCCCCCACAGCGCCACCUACCGCCUCACACCGCCCUCUGCGGCCCCCCACAGCGCCACCUACCGCCUCCCACCGCCCUCUGCGGCCCCCCCACAGCGCCACCUACCGCCUCACACUGCCCUCGCCACCUACCGCCUCACACCGCCCUCUGUGGCCCCCCACAGCGGCACCUACCGCCUCACACCGCCCUCUGCGGCCCCCCACAGCGCCACCUACCGCCUUACACCGCCCCCUGCGCCCCCCCCACAGCGCCACCUACCGCCUCACACCGCCCUCUGCGGCCCCCCACAGCGCCACCUACCGCCUCACACCGCCCUCUGCGGCCCCCCACAGCGCCACCUACCGCCCCACACGCCCUGCGCGGCCCCCCACAGCGCCACCUACCGCCUCACACCGCCCUCUGCGGGCCCCCACAGCGCCACCUACCGCCUCACACCGCCCUCUGCGGCCCCCCACAGCGCCACCUACCGCCUCACACCGCCCUCUGCGGCCCCCCACAGCGCCACCUACCGCCUCACACCGCCCUCUGCGGGCCCCCACAGCGCCUCCUACCGCCUCACACCGCCCUCUGCGGGCCCCCACAGCGCCACCUACCGCCUCACACCGCCCUCUGCGGGCCCCCACAGCGCCACCUACCGCCUCACACCGCCCUCUGCGCCCCCCCCACAGCGCCACCUACCGCCCCACACCGCCCUAUGCGGCCCCCCACAGCGCCACCUACCGCCCCACACGCCCUGCGCGGCCCCCCACAGCGCCACCUACCGCCUCACACCGCCCUCUGCGGCUCCCCACAGCGCCACCUACCGCCUCACACCGCCCUGUGCGGCCCGCCACAGCGCCACCUACCGCCUCACACCGCCCUCUGCGGCCCGCCACAGCGCCACCUACCGCCUCACACCGCCCUCUGCGGCCCCCCACAGCGCCACCUACCGCCUCACACCGCCCUCUGCGGCCCCCCACACGCCACCUACCGCCCCACAGCGCCACCUCCUGCCUCGCCCCGCCCUCUGCGGGCCGCGCGCCCCGCCCCGCCUGCCUGCGCAUGCGCCAGGCGCCUCAUGCCGUCACUUCCGCCGCUCGGCGUCGCUAUGGUGA